This is a messenger RNA of Archocentrus centrarchus (flier cichlid), 2539 nucleotides long. Its product is annotated as tripartite motif-containing protein 45-like. Gene Ontology annotation, molecular function: zinc ion binding; ubiquitin protein ligase activity; protein binding. Lineage: Eukaryota; Metazoa; Chordata; Actinopteri; Cichliformes; Cichlidae. The transcript is spliced from 8 exons. The record is from RefSeq and is a predicted model, not a curated record. Gene Ontology annotation, cellular component: nucleoplasm. Bases 84 to 1850 code for a protein of 588 amino acids.
UGUGCAGCAAAGUGUUUCUAUAGAAGUUUCCCUUCAGCUCUUACAGCUUUUUCCAACUCGCUGGGUUUUUCUUAAUCGUGACCAUGUCUCGGUGUGAGCAGAAAGAAAGCACCGAGCAGCGGCCCCUGAGCUCGGAUCGAGAGCACAGCGACCCGCUGGUGAAUCCCAGAGCGGUUUGUAAGGUGUGUAAACGUCUGUACCGGGACCCUAAAAUCCUGCCCUGUCUGCACACGUUCUGCUCCGACUGUAUCUCCCAGCUGGAGCCGUUCUCGGUGUCUUCACGUAGCCGGCGGGAUGUUGCAGAGGGCGGUAGGAGGGACGAGGCGCUGGAGGCGGACCGACCCGCCGGCACCAUCACGGUGCUUUGCCCCGAAUGUGACUGUGAGGUAGACCUCCCUCCUUCGGGGCCGGUGGGGCUGAGCACCGACCACUUAGCGCUGGACGAAGUAUUCCUGGAGACCCUGGUAACGGACGGCCCGCUCGGAUGCGACCUGUGCGGCGAAGGAGGCGCUGGGAGCCGCUGUGAGGUGUGCUGCGUCAACCUGUGCGAGUUCUGCUGCCAGGCGCACAGACGGCAGAAGCGAACAGCGUCUCAUUCCAUUCAGGCUCUGGAGGAGCUGAAGGCUCGUGGUCGUCUCUGCCGGCCCAUGCUCUGCACCCUGCACCCUGGACAGGAGCUCCGGCUUUUCUGUCAGCCCUGCGACCUGCCCGUCUGCCUGGAGUGUGCCGCCACGCUGCACCGGGACCACUGCUGCUGCCCCACGCGUGAUGUCAUCGAUCGUCAUGGAGACUGCAUCAGAGAGCUGAUUGCUGUGAACCUUCAGCCUCGACUUGAGCGGCUGGAGGAGUCACUGCAGAAGGUGGAAGCCUCUCAGGAGGCUUUGCAGGCACGAGUAGAGGCCACAGCCAGUGAGGUGAGGGCUUUUGCACGAGGUUACGCCAGCGCAGUGGAAGCUCACUGCCUGUCUCUGCUGCGCCGGCUGGAGCAGCUCCGUGUCCAACGCAGGAACCACCUCCACCUGCAGAGGGUGCAGCUGCAGCAGGCUCUGCUGGACGUCCGAGGCGGUGUGGAGUUCGCAGAGCGACUCCUGAGUUGCGGGUCUGAUGCUGAGAUCCUCAGCGCCAAAGGAGUGACCCUGAGAAGACUCACCAGCCUGACAGAAAGAGGUUACGACCCCCACCCAGCCACAGUUGCCCCUGAUGAUGGCAGCAGUAUAUCCUUUGUGCCCAGGGAACCCGCAGGGGAGGUGGAGGGAUACCCUGUGGUUGGGGUAAUCAACUCUAAGACAGUGGAUGUCAGCAGGUGCACCAUUGAAGGGGAAGGCCUGCAGGAAGGCACGGAGGGCCAGCUGGGCCACUUCACCCUGGUGUGCCGAGACUCGGCUGGAGAGCAGUUGGCGCGAGGUGGAGAGCACGUCCUCGUCAGCAUUGUCCACGCGGAGAAGAAAAACUGUAAAGUGGAGACGACUGUGACUGACAACAGUGACGGGUCUUACAGCGUUUCAUACACACCUCGAGAGCCAGGAGCCCACUCUGUGUGGGUUUGUGUCAAAGCUCAACAUGUCAAGGGUUCUCCAUUUGUUCUGAACGUGAAGAGGAAGUUGAGGUGUCACAGAGGGACGUUUCACUGCUGCUCCUUCUGCUCCAGCGGCGGAGCCAAAGAGGCUCGCUGUGGCUGCCCAGGAACCAUGCCAGGAGGAUUUAAAGGCUGCGGUCACGGUCAUAAGGGGCAUCCGGGGAAGCCUCACUGGUCCUGCUGUGGAAGCACCACGGAGCAGUCUGAGUGUUUACCCCAGAGCGUGUUAGCUGCCGUUAACCCUCGCAGCCACCUGCGAACUGUGGAGCUCUGAGGUAACGCAGAGCCAAGACCUGUCGAGGUGAUGCAAGCCGAUAAAAGACGGCAGCAACCAAAAAGGUUAGAGCUGCGGGGAAGUAACCUUAAGGUUGUCAGCGUAAAUCUCAGGCCAACUUGAAAAGGUCAGACGAGGGAAGUGAAAGUAAAGACGCAGUGAGUGAAGCAGGACGUCGGAGUCCCUGCAUGGUGCUCACCUCUGUGCUAAUGGUCGGUCUAAAUGUGAUGGAGUAGCCAGCCAACUGUUAGAGACCAACAAGGAAGACAGACACCAAAGUGGGACCUUAAAGCUCUCAAUCAGUGUAAAAGUGCCUUUAUGUGCUAAUUAUGCCUGUGACAAGCCAGAGGAGAAGCAGCAGUCACAACAGCGCGUGCCUGCUCUUAAAUAUGUUUAAAGCCUUGCUGAAAGGCAGCGGAGCAACAGCUGACGGAAAAUACGUUUUUAACCUUUUAAGCUCUUCUUUCGUCCCAAGGUGCUAAAACAGCCAGUCUCACCAGAUUGUUGAAUAUUUUAUAUACAUUUUUAUAUCAUACAGUCAAAGGAAAUAAUCCCUAAUAUAUUUUCUUAAAUACAAUCAUGAUACUGUAAAAUACGGCACAGUUAUCCCUGUUAAUCAACGCUGGGUUGUGCAAAUGGCAAAAGAACUGCAGUGUAGACAAUCCAGAACUUUUUAGCAAAAUAGUCUC